Messenger RNA from Ipomoea nil (Japanese morning glory), 1538 nucleotides. Its product is annotated as aspartyl protease family protein At5g10770-like. The record is from RefSeq and is a predicted model, not a curated record. Gene Ontology annotation, biological process: proteolysis. Lineage: Eukaryota; Viridiplantae; Streptophyta; Magnoliopsida; Solanales; Convolvulaceae. The coding region runs from base 42 to 1493 and encodes 483 amino acids. The transcript has a single exon. Gene Ontology annotation, molecular function: aspartic-type endopeptidase activity.
UGUGUAAUCGUCCUGGAAAAUUAAGCAGUGCAGAUAGCAGGAUGUUGAAGCUUCUUCUUCAAUCAUUCUCUGCAAAUGUUUUCCUUCUGGUUAUCAUGAUUUCAUGCAGUUUGGAGAAGGGGAAUGCUUCUAGAAGAUUAGUUGGCGACUUAGAAGCUCAUCAUCAUCAAUACCAAACUCUUCCACUCAGCUCCAUGCUUCCACCCUUUGACUGCGACCAAACCACUUCCAAAGGUGAUUCAGGUCCAGAUAGAAAGGUAUCCAUGAAGGUUGUUCACAAGUUUGGUCCCUGCUCAGCCCGGGCCCAAAACUCGGCAACCAUGACGGAGAUUCUGCUGCGCGACCGGUCUCGAGUCCAAUCAUUACAAGCCCGACGACAUAGAUCUUUCAGCUUGAUAGGGGAGUCGUCGGAAACUGUACAUCUCCCGGCGGUGAGUGAAAGUGGAAACUUCUUCGUAACCGUGGGACUUGGGACGCCGGCGAAAGACGUGGAGCUAGAGCUCGACACCGGCAGCGACUUCACGUGGACUCAAUGCCAGCCGUGCGCGGCGGCGUGCUACAACCAGAGCCUCCCAAUCUUCGACCCCGCCGCUUCAACAACCUAUUCCAACGUAAAAUGCGCCUCCCAAGCCUGCUCCGACCUGGAGGCCACCACGUAUUACCCCAGCCAAUGCGAGGAUUCCGCCGUGUGUCACUACACCACCUCGUACUUCGACGAAUCAUUCUCCAGAGGCGAGCUGGCCACCGACAAGCUAACCUUAACCUCCACGCAUGUCGUCGACGGCUUCGUAUUCGGCUGCGGCCAUAACAACAGCUUAGUCGGCGGCGGCGACAGCGCCGGAGUAUUGGGAUUAGGGACCGCUCCUCUCUCUAUAGUCUCCCAAACAUCUCAAAAAUUCGGAAGCUACUUCUCCUACUGUCUCCCCACCCCGACAGGAUCCGGCGGACAUUUAACGUUCGGAAAGAACAAUAAAACCCCAAAUAAUCUCAACUACACACCAUUCUUGAAAUCAUCAGAUAAACUCGGGUUCUACUACAUUGAGAUCUUGUCCAUAAGUAUUAACAGACAGAAACUGCCGAUCUCUCCGGCGGUAUUCCGGGACCCCGGGAUGAUCAUAGACUCCGGCACCACCCUAACAUAUCUCCCCAUGGAAGCCUACAACGCUCUGCGCGAUGCUUUCAAGAAGCAGAUGACAAUGUACCCCAUGGUACCAAGCAGCUGGGACUAUGACCCUUGUUAUAACUUCACCGACUAUCCUAACCCAGUUAUACCCACGAUAAGCUUCGAGUUUGGUGGCGAUUUGGUGGUUGAUUUGGAUCCUAGAGGGGUCAUGAUUGCUCAAGAUGAUGCAGCAGAAGUCUGUCUGGCGUUUCUUGGAAAUAAGAAUGAUAACGAAGCCGGAGUUUUGGGAAACUAUCAGCAGCAGACAUUUGAUGUGGUUUAUGAUGUCGCCGGAGGGCGGCUGGGGUUUGCUCCCGGUGGGUGUUCUUGAGCUGAGCUUUUCUGGUGAUUGGAACUGUACUGAUCAAAAUACCAA